GUUUUCCUUCGGCGGCUCUACCAGCCUCGUCUCCGAGGCCGCCCUGGGUCUGGCGGGCCGCGGGCGGAGAAGCCUACUAACCCAGACAUACCUAUUUGACUGGCAAGGUGUGGAUUAUGGAAGAACAACUGAUAAACAACUGCAUCCUUGAUCAAUUUAUUAACAGCCAUGAGCAGUCAUACGAAGAGUUUCUUAGCACAUUCACUUACCUUUUGAAAGAAGAAGAGAUGAAGAUGAUUCAAGGAUGUAAAAAAUCCUUAAGAAAAUCAUUUUCUGAUUCUGACAUCUCAUAUGGAAAUAAACAGGAUGGUUUCCCUGAAAGAAGCAAGGAAAAGCUCAUGUCUGUCCUACCACAGACUCCAAACGAGAAUAAGAUGGUUAUAAAUGAGAGCUGGAAAUCUGGUGACUCUGAUGGAAAUGGCCUCUGUCUAUCUGAAAGAGCUCAGGUGGACCAUUACUUAGAAACAUACAUAGAUGGAGAGCCAUGCAAUGCAGGGUCAUUUGUUCUUCCAGGAGAGGUGGAAGAGAUAGGGACUUGCUCUCCACUUCCUUUAGAAAAGUCUUUUCAGCAGAAGCUCAAAAUCUCCUCAGUUCAAGAGCCACUGGACAACAAAGCAGAAGAGCUACUGGGAGAUGAUGUUCAACCAUUCUUACUUGAUGAAGAAUUUGAUUAUGACAAUGUGGCACUGACCUCUAAGUUCUCUGAAGCUGAGCUGAUGCCCAUGUAAGAAUUGUCUGAAGAGGAGAGAAGUAAAGUCCAGCAGGAGCUGAAGACUGAAUCAGAUGCACUCUGAAUGGCAUUUUGUGCAAUGCUGAUGAAAUAGCAUUCUGGAGAAUAAAUCUUACUUCUUGUACCCUUACUAAAUGCUUUUUGUCUGCGUGGACAGUAAAUGACAUCCUCAGGAUUUUCUUUGUUCCAUCAAGGUGCCUUGGAGCCUGAGGUUGGCUUUCUCUACACCUCCUAGUCUUAGUCUGAAUGAAAACACAGAAUAGGAAUGUAGUGCUUGCUCAAAGCCACUUGUAUAGUAGCCCUUCAGCAGUGAGGAAUGUUUACCAUCUUUUUAUAUUUUGUGCAUUGAUUUGCUUAGGUAUUCAGGUUGACUAAGAAGGUCUCUGUCAGUCCCUAAAUCCAAAGGGAGUUUUGCAUAGAUCAGUGGCCUCACUGUUGCUCAGCUUCUUUGUUGUUUUUGAUGUGGUACGAAGCAGCUGGAAGAUGUCUCAAACGAGAGCUGUGAAUUCCCAUUUGUUAAAUAAAAAAAUAAUAAAGUAAAAUCCCUGACUGCAGUAAAGCCCACAUAGCCUUUAGGCAUGCUGGAAUAAUUGCUCCAUGAAACAUAAACAAGCUGGUGUGAUUCAGAAUAGCAGGCAUGGCUACUCUCGCUUAUAUUUGGUACUGACUAGCCUAAAGCUAGUCCUAAAGCUGUCUUUGCUUAUUUCUUUCUGUAAUGUAGAGCUGAAGGAACUUUUUGCAGCUGACAUGUUGGUCUAUAAACUCUUUCUCUGUCACUGCAAGAUUUUAAGAUGUGGAGUUAUACCAGUGAAUAAAUUUGGGGGUAUAUUUUUCUUUCUUCUGAGUUGCUUUAGUUCUUCUGAGACAUAAAUAUGCCAGGUUACCGUAAACUCUUUUGAGAGAGUUGAUCAAAAUUGCUGUUGUGUAACUACUGACAGUUAAACUUCUAGUGCUACAAAAAUCCACCCAGACAGAAAGAAACAUAGUGAUUUAAUCCAUUAAAGAAAUUGGCGUUGAGAGGCUGUCAGAUUUAACUUUUUUUUUGUUUCUGAGAUGAUUUUGGGUACCAGCUUAUGGUUUAUACUCGGCAUCACUGAAAUUCAGCAAGCUCUGGAGAUUGAUAGAAUACAAGACUGUUUUGCUCCUUUGUCAGAAAUUUCUAAGGACAAAGAAUGGGAUGAAUGAGAAAUAAAUUCUGGAAGAAGUCCAAGAGUAAAUCCAGGAGGAGGAAAUAGAAAGCUGCUCUACAAAAUUAGCAAGGUCAGCCUUUGAGGGCAUCAACAGAGAAUCAGGGAAUGCCACUUCCUUAGCAUAGUUGCUUAUUGUAAAUAAAGUAAAUACAGUAAAGAAUCUUUAGUUUAAGAAAGCUCUGUACAGUUUGUCAUUUUGAAAAUGAAUCAACCUUAAAGAUGGGCUUUCGUGAGUUCACAAAAUGACUGAUGAUGAAUUUGGCACUCUUUACAUAUAUAUUUCUAGAAAGGUAUGAAGUACAAAUCUAUAGAUAAGUUGUGUUGGAGUCCUAUUGUCACUAUAGUCAGUGAUGACUUAUCCUGGAGUUCAUAAUGAUCUUCAGGCCAAAUCAGCUCUGGAAACUAAGUGCAUUUCCUAUUCAUUUCAUUAACAAUCUUUUUCUGUACAUGAGGGAGACAUUCAGCCAUUCAGUUCCUCCUCUUGCAGGCAGAUGAUUCUCUUACCAAAUGUUCAGAGUGCCUAUUAAGCUCAAUAAGUGUCAUUCAGUAUACUCAUUAUAUGGUUCCAUUAGAUAUAAAGAAACACUUUGCUGCAGAAUCCCCAACAAAAUGGGAACUCUGGUAACAUUCAUCCUAAGCAGAGAAAUUAGGAUAAUUUACUUAAAUUUACAUUACUUUUUGCUCUUUUUUGCUCUUUGUUAGCAGAGACAGAUAUGGUAAUCUCCACCACAGUGGAGAUUAGCCAAUGUAGGCUACCUUUUCCAAGUGUGACAUAUUGGCUUUAUUGGAUAUACUGAUGGUUGUUUUUGGCUUGUAACUUUUAACUGACUAUCCUUCACAGAGAAGGCCUAUUUUCCUUUUCUCCAUUACCAAAUCAUCAUUUUAAAAAAUGUACUUGAUUUACAUUUUAGAUUUUAUACAUAUACAUGGAGUUAGUUACCUGGAUUUGUAUCUAUAUUUCUGUGGUGUUUUGUAAUCCGAAUAAUAUGUAUUUUUCCUCUUUAUUAUUUUAGGUAUUCAGCAUGGUAAGGUACACCCUCCUCUCCUGUUUAUGGUUUUUCUAAACACUUUUCCAAUUUUUGAAAAGCAUUAAGGGUAAAAACUCACAAUAGAAAAGUAAAGUGUGUGCUUCCUGGAGUCAGCUUUGUGAUGAUUGCAGUGGGGAGUGGGUCUGGCUUUCUAACUCAGUGAAAGAAGUGUAAAAUCUCUGAUGUUGGGUGAAUUCACAGGAAAUAAAGGCUGUGUGAUGGAA
Messenger RNA from Lagopus leucura (white-tailed ptarmigan), 3172 nucleotides. It is a transcript of the gene IFTAP, whose product is annotated as intraflagellar transport associated protein. The transcript has 7 exons. Gene Ontology annotation, biological process: acrosome reaction; spermatogenesis. Gene Ontology annotation, molecular function: intraciliary transport particle A binding. The record is from RefSeq and is a predicted model, not a curated record. Gene Ontology annotation, cellular component: cytosol; 9+0 non-motile cilium. NCBI's taxonomy places the organism in Eukaryota, Metazoa, Chordata, Aves, Galliformes, Phasianidae. The coding region runs from base 117 to 728 and encodes 203 amino acids.